Molecule: messenger RNA, 1983 nt
Organism: Peronospora matthiolae
Lineage: Eukaryota; Oomycota; Peronosporomycetes; Peronosporales; Peronosporaceae
Source: the annotation of a GenBank genome assembly
AUGUCCUCUGCUCAUGAUGCCACCACCAAGAUCUCCAUCGACAAGUUCGACGGCGACAACUACGCGACGUGGAGCCGCUACAUGCGUGGCGUGUUCCUGACCAAGUCGGCGUGGCACGUGGUGAACCGGGAGACCACCCCCACCUUCGCCGAUCCUCGCGCCAGUGACGACUACAUCAAGACGAACAACAUUGCGUUCGGCUUAAUGCUGCUGCACAUGAGCGCGGAUUAUCAUCACGUGGUUGAUGACUGUGAAGAGGCGUGGGUCGCGUGGGCGCGUUUGAAGACGCUGUACGGUGGGUCGCAGAAGGCUGGACGCAUCUACUUGAAGCGCCAGCUGUUCAGCAUGGAGAUGGCGGAAGGCGGCAAUGUGAUGCAUCAUUGCAACGAAGUCAUCAACAUCAGCGCGAAGCUCAGCAGCAUCGGCGCCAAGAUGGAGGACGAGGACGUGGCGAUCUGCUUGUUGCGCAGCCUCCCCAAGAGCUACGAGAACGUCGUUCUCAACAUGGAGAUGAGCAGCGCGGAACUGCGAUCGCGAGACGUCGUGAGAGUGCUCACGAAUGAGCACAUCAAGAGACAAGGUGACAAGACGACAUCGGUGAAGACUGAAGACGCGGCGAAGGCGUUCAGUGCCGAGCGUGAACCUCGCCAGUGUACAUACUGCGGAAAAUUGGGGCACACGGCGGAGCGGUGCUGGACCAAGCAGAAGGACGAAAAUCAAGGUGGAGCUCGACGCGGCGGCAACAAUGCUCGUGGACGCGGAGCCAACAACGUUCAGUGGCGAACCAACAGCAACUACGAUGACAACUACGAUCGAGUUGCGUUCGCGGUUUCGCUGGAGGCUGGACUUUCGACGGGCAAGAAUAUGCCAGGGAUGUGGGCAGUCGACAGCGGUGCGACGCAUCACAUCUGCAACGACAAGGCCAAGUUUGCAAGCCUGAAUGAGCGAGAGGAAGGCGAACUAUCAGUGGCUGAUGGCAGCAAGGCUGCGAUCAAGGGUGUGGGAACCAUCAUGGAACGGGUGGUUCUGCCCAAUGGUGACGAACGCGACAUCGAGAUCAAGGACGCACUGUUCGUACCAAGUAUGAGCAAGAAUCUGCUUUCGGUGCCACAGAUCAACAAGGGUGGCAGGUUCCAAGUCGUGUUCGAUGGAUCCAAGAUGCAAGUGAAGCGCAAGAAUUCCACACUAGUCGUGGCAACAGCGGAUCUCGUCGAUGGACUUUACUGGCUGCGGACUCCUCAACGAUCGGCAAAUGCAGCAACACGCAAUGGGACCAUCGACUUGCAUGCGCGCAUGGGUCAUGCACCCCUCGAAGUUCUGCGCAAGAUGGUGGCCACUGGCAUGAUCAAGGACGCCAAGGCACCUCUCAACUCGACUGGUCCGAGUGUGUGUCGCGGUUGCCAGCAAGGAAAGAUGGUCCAAAAACCAUUCCCAACCAACCGUGACAAACGCCAAUAUGGUGUGUUCGAGUUGCUGCACUUCGACAUCUGCGGGCCAAUGGAACAAGUCUCGAUCGGCGGCAGCAGAUACUUACUGCUUGUGGUUGACGAAGCUAGCGGUUGCAUGAAGGGCUUCUGUCUGCGGUCCAAGUCUGAGAGUGAAGACUGUAUCAAGAACCACAUCAUCAAGAUUCAAACUCAGUUCGGCACGAAGAUCAAGUUUGUUCGGCACGAUGGAGCGCAUGAGUUUGCGACCAACUCCAUCAAGACCUUCUACGAAGAUCAUGGUAUCGAACAACAGAUCACGGUGCCGUAUGCACACCAGACCAACGGCACCGCAGAACGCGCGAUAAGGACCAUCGUCACGAUCGGACGCAGCUUGUUGCAUCAUGCAAAACUGGAGAAGUGUUUCUGGGCUGAAGCGGCAAUGACGGCGAUCUACAUCAAGAACCGCCUGCCUUCACCCAAGAUCGACCACAAGACUCCGUUCGAGAUCGUGUACAAGUCGAAACCAAGUGUCAAGCACAUGCGUGAUGAACUUUAG